AUGACUAUCAUUGCUCAAUGUGGUGCCUAUUUGUCGAUGUUUCUGCUCUCGUUGAAUCGCUUCGUUUGCGUGUUCAAACCAACGGAAUACGCUGAGUUCUUUUCAAAUCGUUCCACUAUUCGGUAUAUUGCUGCAUCCACAUUGAUAUGUUUGGCAUACGGAUGUGCCUAUUUUGAUGAAUCAUGUUAUUUCAUUUUCGACCGCGAUAGCUUGGUAUUCACAUUCAGCAGCACUAUUUGCGGCCAAAUUCUAUCGGGUUAUGUUGACUUCUGGUUUAGUAUAGUUCUAUUCACUGUUGCGUGCCUAUUGGAUGUCGCUACUCUAAUUAAACUGCAAUGGGUAUGUCUUCUUCUAACUCUUAAUUUUUCGGUGAAGAAGUGUUUCUCUGGUGAAAAUAAUCCGAAGGGACAAAGCUCACCUGGCGUACAAUUCUACAUCCCACUUCAAGAGAGACUUACGAUUUUUUGCUCAGGUGCUGAAAAUUUGCCACAUACAGUUUCCAUUGAUAAAUUCAACCCCGCCCAUAAUCCCAACAAUCCAAAUUCAAUCCCGUAA
Molecule: messenger RNA, 555 nt
Organism: Ostertagia ostertagi
Lineage: Eukaryota; Metazoa; Nematoda; Chromadorea; Rhabditida; Trichostrongylidae
Source: the annotation of a GenBank genome assembly